Penicillium olsonii is the source of this 957-nucleotide messenger RNA. NCBI's taxonomy places the organism in Eukaryota, Fungi, Ascomycota, Eurotiomycetes, Eurotiales, Aspergillaceae. The record is from the annotation of a GenBank genome assembly.
AUGCCAAAUCUGGCACGUCUUCCACGGUGGCGCACUGCCCGGUUCUUUGGCUCAGAUGCGCGACGCCGACUAGCGCAGCCUCGAUCGGGUCUCCUCCACGAGCCCUGGCUACCAGCUCCCUCUUUGCCCGCCGCCUAUUUUACACCCACUCGGCCCCGGCGGGAAGUAAAGCUGGGUGAUCGCAGAGACCAUAAACCGCCAGAUGAGCGAACUCUGAAGCUUGGAAAGAGUACAUACAUUAUCCGGGGCCUCUUGAGCUGUGCUGACCUUGGAACUAUAGCUCUACGAACCCUCUCCCCACUUCUUCCAACUCUCUUGUACAACACUUUACCAACCAACAUUCUCUCCCCAAGCGUCAACCUCCACCUCUUCCCAUCCACCCAUCCCCACCUCCCCAUCGUCAAAGGUCGUACCCUCUACCGCGCAGCCUUAUGGACCGUUCCUGUCGCAUGGAGCAGCGUCCCACUUGUCGGCAACGUCAAACUUCAAAUUCUCAGUGAACGGAUCGUGCGCUCAGGAACACUCCUCGAUCCCACUCAUGACGGCCAUCAUCACGACUGCGGCGACGAGCGUCUCAUAGUUCGCUGGAAAACAGAGCCUCGAACGGAUAGCAGACCAUUCCAUGGUCCCGCUGCGUCCACCCCGCCGAAACCUCCAACCAGCCAUCUCUCCGACUCGCAGGGCACCAAUAAAGGUCUCAGUGUGCUUCUCGGGGGAGAUGAACCGAUAUUCAAGCUCUCGAAAGAAGAGCAGUUCACGGGUAUCUUCAUCUUCUCUUUUGACGAGGAGGGCCGCAUUUUGACACAUACCAUCGAACACGCAGACGAAGCAGACGGCUGGGACCGAACAGCAAAGUUCGUCACUUUGACGGAUUGGCUUAUUGGAAAGGCCCGGGGCUCGUUAGAUCCCAAUCCGGAGCUUGCUAUACAGUGCCAGAACGAAGCUGCUCGGCGGUGA